AGGGGGAGGGGCUGAUAUCCCAGAAGCGGCGGCGGCGGCGGCGGCGGCGGAGCUGGUGUGAGGAGGCCGAGUGGGUUGCGGGCCCCCGCAGGGCGCGGCGAGAUGGAGGUGACGGGGUUGUCGGCGCCUACAGUGAACGUUUUCAUCAGCAGCUCUCUCAACAGCUUUCGCUCCCAGAAGCGGUACAGUCGCAGCCUCACCAUAGCUGAGUUCAAGUGUAAACUACAGCUGGUUGUGGGCAGCCCUGCUUCUUGCAUGGAAUUGGAGCUGUAUGGACCUGACGACAAGUUCUACAGCAAGCUGGAUCAGGAGGAUGCACUGCUGGGCUCUUUCCCCGUAGAUGACGGCUGUCGCAUCCAUGUCAUUGACCACAGCGGUGCCCGUCUUGGGGAGUAUGAGGACAUGUCCAAGGUGGAGAAAUACGAGCUCUCACAAGAAGCCUACGACCAGAGGCAAAACUCAGUCCGCUCCUUCCUGAAGCGCAACAAGCUAGGUCGAUACAGUGAAGAAGAGCGGGCACAGCAGGAGGCCGAGAGCUCCCAGCGCCUUACCGAGGAGGCCCAGGCCGGUGCCAUCCCCGUGGGCAGCCGCUGUGAGGUGCAGGCGCCUGGGCAGCCCCCUCGCCGGGGCACCGUCAUGUAUGUAGGACUUACAGAUUUCAAGCCUGGCUACUGGAUCGGUGUCCGCUAUGAUGAGCCGCUAGGGAAAAACGAUGGCAGUGUGAAUGGGAAACGCUACUUUGAAUGCCAGGCCAAGUACGGCGCCUUCGUCAAGCCAUCCGUUGUGACAGUGGGAGACUUCCCCGAGGAGGACUACGGUUUGGACGAGAUGUGAUGCCCAAGGAAGGGCACACCCCCUGCUCCAGCUAACUCACCUACUUAUUGCCCUUCCCUGUGUGUGUCCAUGGCCCUCUCCCCAUGACCCCGUUUUUAUUUUAUUCACUUGACCCCCGCCAUUGACUUUGAGACACAUGUAUUAAAUUUGCCGCAAACCUGGGAA
Messenger RNA from Balaenoptera ricei (Rice's whale), 999 nucleotides. It is a transcript of the gene TBCB, whose product is annotated as tubulin folding cofactor B. Bases 103 to 834 code for a protein of 243 amino acids. Gene Ontology annotation, molecular function: microtubule plus-end binding; alpha-tubulin binding. Gene Ontology annotation, cellular component: microtubule plus-end; nucleus; cytoplasm. Lineage: Eukaryota; Metazoa; Chordata; Mammalia; Artiodactyla; Balaenopteridae. Gene Ontology annotation, biological process: post-chaperonin tubulin folding pathway; cytoplasmic microtubule organization; tubulin complex assembly. The record is from RefSeq and is a predicted model, not a curated record. The transcript has 6 exons.